Messenger RNA from Diatraea saccharalis (sugarcane borer), 1846 nucleotides. The record is from the annotation of a GenBank genome assembly. Lineage: Eukaryota; Metazoa; Arthropoda; Insecta; Lepidoptera; Crambidae.
AGUUUAUGUUAACGUGUAACACUGUGCGGUUUUGCCUAGGGCAUUUUCUAGUUAUUUUUUUCUUUAUUUCAGUGCGUAAUAUAAUAAAAUGAAGAAAAUUCUGCUAUUUCUAAUUAUAGCUUCUUGUGAGUCUUUUGGAAAACCUUCAACGAAAGAUCUUCUGUCGAAAUAUUCUUCAGUGGAUGAAGAGUGUAUAAGAGAAUGUCCAAAAACAAAUCAGUAUGACCCAAUAUGUGGUAGUAAUGGAGUAAGGUAUUGGAACACCGGACAUCUGUAUUGCUCCCAAAGCUGUGGUGUGGAUGUCUAUCCGAUGCAUCCACCACCGUGUUUUUCAAUACCUGUGACAUCAGCAAUGAAGAGCAACAGUAUAAUAGAUGUAGAGCAGUGUAUACGAGAAUGUCCCAGGACAAAAGAGUAUAACCCCAUGUGUGGCAGUAACGGGGUGCAGUACAACAACAUUGGUCAUCUGACUUGUGCUCAGUACUGUGGUGUUGGUCAGUUACCUAUAACUCGUACGAUUAACAUAACACUUGAGGGCCUAUUCUAUUUGUCAUCAAACAGAAAUUUCGAAAGUUAAAUUUCGCUCUCAUAAUAUCGUUACAAUUAUAUCCAUGAAGAUUGUCAGUGCAUCAGAGGCAGUGUUAAGUACUACUUCCGUUACAUUAUAAAUUAUCGAAACAUGCAUUUAUUUGGAGUCGUAUUAGCAUUUCAAUAAUAGACAUUUAGUUUUCGCAGAUAUGUAGAGCCCUUGAAUUGUCAUGUUAUCUCGUACGAAUAGUACUUAUUAUUUGUUAUUUAAAGAUGAGUACUAGAAAGGAGCUCAAUUGGACAGCGGUUAGUUUGGCAGUGUGGCCAUGUGACCAAAAUGAGACAAGAGUGCUAACGUUGUGUUUAAAUUAAUUGAAAAUAGAAAACGACAGAAAGAAGGAAUGUGAGACAGAUUGAUAAAUUAUUAAGGACACUCGAGCGUUACGUCAUGUGUCCGAGGAGGUAUGGGGGGUGGGGAUGGCGCCCCUAGUUUUAAAAAAAGGUUGAGGUAAAUUAAUAGCUCUGUGCACACUUUGCUGACAUGAUCCUAAUGUCCGUUUUCACUAAAAUUAGGAGUCGUCGAAAUCUGUCACCUAAACAUUUAUAAAUUGUAUAAGGUGAAAAUACAAUACAUUUUACCAAUUACUAUGAACCACAGAACGAAAUUAAGGCAUGCGUUAUGCGGAUGCAAUGCGGAGAAAAUGUUUAUUUGGAAUUAAAAUAAUCUUACGCGUUUUCUAGUUAGUCUUAUGCCUUAUUCUAAGUUAGUGAAAAUUCACAAAUUGUUUGUUUCAGACGUGUCGCCGACUCAUCCUGCCCCAUGUCAACUAGGAAAAUGAAACUUUUACGUAAAAUUUCAGUUCAUUUAGUAUUAUAGUCAAUUAACUAAACAUAAGCAUUGUUUGUAGCAAAUUCUGGGUACUAUUUGUCUUUUUAAGCUUAAAUAUAAAAUGCCAUGUCACUUUAUUGUAAUGACUGUUUUAACCAUGUUUUAAAGUCAGUCAUUCAAUAUCCGUUAAAAUUAAUUUAAAUUUUUGGAAUUUAUCAACAAUGAUGAAAUAAAAUAUUAUUUGUAGAAUAAAUAAUUAGAGAGUCGGACAAAUAUUACGUAUAAAUUAGGAUUUACAUAUAACACGUAAAUUUUUGUUACCUUUUCAUCGACUUCAUAAUUUAUUAUAAUUAUUGUUAUUUUUCUUUCUUUUGUAUUACUCAAUCCACAAAACACAGGGGUACUAACUGAAUAUUGACUAUUGUUUAAUUGUGUCUUUGAAUGUUCAAUAAAUUAUAUUUCCUUUUUUAUACAGGCGAAUGUUGAUUU